CAUUCACUCGUCUUCGCUCACUUAGCUGCAGCCAGCACUUCCAUUCCUGACCUCGGUUAGAGUUUCCCUUAGAGUUUCCAUUCCUGACAGUAGAGCACUAGAGCGAUGGCUCAGGGAAGGGGCAGUGCUGCUCGUGGCAACAGCGCCGUCGUGCUGGCGCUGGUCCUCCUCUGCGUGCUCCUCCACGGGGAGUUCGCCGAGUCGGCGGUGUACUCAGUCGGCGACCGCGGCGGGUGGAGCUUCAACACCGCCGGAUGGCCCAGGGGCAAGCGCUUCAGCGCCGGGGACGUGCUGGUGUUCAAGUACAGCCCGAGGGCGCACAACGUGGUGCCCGUGAGCGCGGCGGGGUACAACUCGUGCAGCACCCCGAGGGGCGCCAGGGUGCUCCAGACCGGCAACGACCGCGUCACGCUGAGGCGCGGCACCAACUACUUCAUCUGCAGCUUCCCCGGGCACUGCCAGGCCGGCAUGAAGAUCGCCGUCACCGCGGCCUGAUCGGAUCGAUCGAUCAGCCGGCGGCGGCGCGCGGCUGGGCGGGCGGGCGGGCUGUCUAGAUUUCCUCCGAAGUAAAGUAAUUAAUCAAACGGUGCCUGUUGCUCAAUAAUAAUAAUAAUAACGUGUCAUCGCGUACGUACGCGCGUGUUAGUCAUGGUUAGAUCUGGCAGAUUUUGGUCCUGCUAUGUGUGUGUUCCAUCUUUUGGGGUUGAUAUGUAACACACCGACAGUCUAUAUCUGUUUGUGCGUAAUUUGGUGAUUCAUUGCUUGUAUCACCGCAUGACGUAUACUUUCGUUCUAUCUGCAACUCAAGCAAAA
Molecule: messenger RNA, 813 nt
Organism: Phragmites australis (common reed)
Lineage: Eukaryota; Viridiplantae; Streptophyta; Magnoliopsida; Poales; Poaceae
Product: chemocyanin-like
Exons: 2
Coding region: 106-495 (129 amino acids)
Cellular component (GO): plasma membrane
Molecular function (GO): electron transfer activity
Source: RefSeq, a predicted model, not a curated record